Molecule: messenger RNA, 2280 nt
Organism: Aspergillus sclerotioniger CBS 115572
Lineage: Eukaryota; Fungi; Ascomycota; Eurotiomycetes; Eurotiales; Aspergillaceae
Product: N-alpha-acetyltransferase 35, NatC auxiliary subunit
Exons: 8
Coding region: 1-2280 (759 amino acids)
Biological process (GO): N-terminal peptidyl-methionine acetylation
Cellular component (GO): NatC complex
Source: RefSeq, a predicted model, not a curated record
AUGCGGGUGGUUUCGCAGUCGGUGGUCCCGCGCGACAUCACCGAUGAAUUUACAACAGCUGCCUCAAAGUUGAGAACCGGACAGCUUGUCAAAGAUGAAUACUUCACACUUUUUGAAGCAGUUGGUGCGCUGGAGAUCAUGGAUUCCAAAAUGGACAGUGGAUACCUGGGCCCCGGUGAGAACCAUGCGCAGGCCUUGGAGGAUGACUACGAUUUGAGGCGGGAGCUUGCUCCGGAAGAGGUACUUGGUAUCAUGGAUGGGUUGCUCUGUCAUGAGAUGGCGUGGCAUAUGGGUCACCCUCUUUCUCAGACCCUCUUUACAUCCCUCUACCUGGACAAGCUCCUAUGGCCGGUACCGAAGUCUCUUGAAGAAGCUCAUUUCUUUCGUGGAUACCUCGCAAAUAAUAACGAGGAAUCGGCAAUCGUACAUCUCGUGCUGCGUGCAUAUUGCCUUGCACUGAUCAAAUGCUGUGAUUUUGUGCAUGCGCGGGUGGCUACUGAAUACUAUUUUGAGGAAGAGGAUUUCGUCACCCAGCUCUAUAACCGUACGCUAUUGUCACAGUUUGAACCAGAGCCAUUCUACGACCUUUUAAAUCGAGCGAUCUCUUGGAUUGACGAGCAAAAGGGAAAGUUGGAUGAGAACGUACGUGAAGCUAUAUGGACCAGACUGCUCUUCCGACGCGACUUUUUACAGGGCUUGGAGCAAGAUGUCGAAGUGAUUGAGACAAGGUCAAGGGAGCACUUUUUGAAUUGCCUGUCCCGGUUGGAUGAUUUGGCCAAGUCAACUUCCUUGGGAACAGAAGUACCCGACUCAUUUAGUUGGAAGAUCCAACGAAAGUUGGCGAGCACUGUUCCUCCACGGCCAAUGGUGAAGAUUAAUAUCGAAGAUGCGCUGGCGCAUCUAAAGCGGCUAUGCCAGGACGCAAUUGACCUGGAAGAAAUCAUCGAUUACCGAGGACCUUACAACUUCAAGGUUACUAUAUGGACUUUGCUGUCACGGAAGCCCCAGCCAUCAGUAUAUAUCCGGUCACUCGUCCAAACCCUGAUCGUCAACAACAUGACGAUACUCGGAGCCGUUCCCGUUAAGCAAUUUCUAUACGAUGAACUAGCAGAGCUUGUUUUACCGUCAAGCAUACUUUUGGAAGCCAACAUGGAUGAAAUCGAGGUUCCUUCCGACCCUCGCUUCCAAAUUGCAAGACAAAUGGAUGCUUUUGUCAAGCGUUUCUCCCAACCUUUCGCGGAUACAUUCCGAAGUGCCUGCUUAAACCGCUGCCGCAUUCGGCGCACUGUCUGCCAUACCAUUGUCGAUUGGGACAACUUGCAAAUGGAGGCUGAAGAUCUCGAUGAGCAACUCCGCACCUUGAGCAAAGAACCUCCAUUGAUGCUCGCCAACGGCGACGCUACUUAUUCGUAUCCCCUUAGCAGCUGGGCUUAUCAUCACAAAUUGAUACAAUUCCGUCUCAUCCUUCAGCUCGGAUUUGAGCUUUCCAUCUACUCUCCCGAAGAACUGCCUGGGAUGUACUGGUACCUGUCCCACAUCUGCUCUACCCACCUCGGUCACAUUGAUCGGAUCCGCACGUUCACUGUCGCCGCCGCCAAACGAAACCUCACAGAAAUGGCCGCGAAAAAAAGUGAUGCUCUUGAGCGGCAUACUGCACUUCAGAAAUCACUCCGACUCCUCGAACGGCUAACAACGCAGAUAGUUGCUAUUGACGCAUUUGCCAUUUCCCUGCACGCUCUGUAUGUGCUCCUUGCCCGCCAUGGCGUCCUACCGACGGCCUCUUCUGCCCAGGCAUACUCCAGCGACCGAUUGCGCUACGAAAUCCGCAUGAAACCCUUCCUUCAAAUAACCUUACCGGAACUAGUCCCGUACGAUGAAUACCGUCGGGAAGCCGUGCUUGAAGGGGAUAGCGAUGAAACCGUACUGGAACGUGCUACUAAAGCCAUCUCGGAGGCACGAAAAGCCUGGGAAGCUACACUGGCGAACGGUGCCUUCGUCCAGGAAUCUGACGGCGAAGAGAACUCCGCGCCGGCCAUUGAAGAAGACUGGAAACGCGACGUGAAGGACACGAUGCGUGCUUGCAUAGGGGCAAGCAUCGCGAUCGAGACGGUCAAGAAAGCGCUGAAAGCUCACGCGAACGUGGUUGAAGCCAAGGAGGGUGCAGAGAGCCCAUCUGUAAAUCUGCGGGUGACUAUCCCGGAGACUGGCUCCAAGGCUCGUUGGCAUGACUGGUGGGUUGUCCCGCAGGUCUCACCAGUAACAGUAGGCUCUAAGACAUGA